Messenger RNA from Mytilus trossulus (common blue mussel), 4673 nucleotides. Its product is annotated as NF-X1-type zinc finger protein NFXL1-like. Gene Ontology annotation, biological process: regulation of DNA-templated transcription. The record is from RefSeq and is a predicted model, not a curated record. Gene Ontology annotation, cellular component: nucleus. The transcript has 19 exons. The coding region runs from base 128 to 2803 and encodes 891 amino acids. Gene Ontology annotation, molecular function: zinc ion binding; RNA polymerase II transcription regulatory region sequence-specific DNA binding; DNA-binding transcription factor activity, RNA polymerase II-specific. NCBI's taxonomy places the organism in Eukaryota, Metazoa, Mollusca, Bivalvia, Mytilida, Mytilidae.
CUGACCACGACCGGCUUGACUUUAAAAUUAUACAACUUCAUGCCCACGAAGACGAAAGUCUGUCAAAUUUUAAUGAAUUAUAUAUGUAUAUUAACCAUAUGUCAGAUGUUACUAAAGUAAAAUAAAAAUGUCUGGAGUUCCUGUUUAUCUGAAAGGACGUGGAAGGGGAAGAGGUCGUGGAAAUGCUGAACAAAACAAAGCUAAAUGGACAAAUGGCGGUAGCUCUGAAAACAAUGUCAAGGACAAUGGAUGGAAAAAUGGUGUUUCCAGUAAACAACCAAAAAAAGAAAUAUCACAGACCAGUAUCAAUAAUAAACUCAGUGUAGAUGAAGCUCAGAAGAAAUUUGAAGCUGUUAGCAGCAAGCAUCAGCAGGCUAUACAAAAUGUUUUGGAAGAAUCUCAGUUCUCUGACGACGAAGAAGAAGGAGAUAUUGGGGAUAAUGUAUUAUCAACUGUCUUCAAGUCAUAUUCAGAUACUAUAGACCAUGGUGAGGAUGAAGAGAAGGCCAGAGGAGAUAUGAUGUACUCGUUUAGAUCAGGGACAUCUGCUUGUCUUGUGUGUAUAGAAAAUAUCAAGAGAGAAGAAGCAAUAUGGAGUUGUAAAGUGUGCUAUGCCAUGUUUCAUAUACCCUGUAUACAGAAAUGGGUCAAAGAAGGAGUUUAUCAGCAAGUGUACAAAUCCGAUGAGAAUAUUGAUGCCAAAUCUGUACCGUGGCACUGUCCAAAGUGCAGGACAGAGUUCUCACAGAUCGAGUGCCCAACCAGAUACACAUGUUUCUGUGAGAAGGUUAUAGAACCAAAGUUUGACCCAUGGUUAGUUCCACAUUCUUGUGGCCAGACUUGUGGCAAAAAGUUAAAACCAGAGUGUGGACACACAUGCUUACUCCUUUGCCAUCCAGGUCCUUGUCCACCCUGUCCAAAAACAGUUUGUGUCACAUGUUAUUGUAAGAAACAGUCCCCUCAGAUCAAACGAUGUAGUGCCAGGACUUGGUCAUGUGGUCAGCCAUGUGGUCAUCAGCUUACCUGUGGUCAACAUAGAUGUCAGGACACUUGUCAUUCAGGGGACUGUCGGCCCUGUACAAAGACAAGUAAACAGAAAUGUAUGUGUUCAAAGUCAGUGGCAGUGAGAGAAUGUGCCACUCCCAAGUGGCAAUGUGAUGAGCCCUGUGGAAAGAGACUUGCAUGUGGUAACCAUGUUUGUGAAAAAGUUUGUCAUGGUGGAAAUUGUGGACCUUGUCCAAGAUCUGGACUCAGAAAAUGUCCUUGUGGGAAAACAGAGGAUUCACUGCCAUGUACUGUGGACAUUCCAACAUGUGGUGAUACCUGUGGUAAAAUGUUGGAUUGUGGGAUACAUACCUGUCCAGAGAGAUGUCAUACAGGAUCUUGUGGCAAGUGCUUAAAUGUUGCAACAAAGACCUGUUUAUGUGGACAACGAAAGAAAGAACUACCAUGUUAUAAAGAUUAUCAUUGUGACACAAGAUGUACCAGAAUGAGGGAUUGUGGGAAGCAUCAGUGUCGGAGAAAGUGUUGUGAUGGGAAUUGUUCUCCUUGCGAACAGACUUGUAACAAACCACUUGGAUGUAAAACUCAUAAAUGUGCUAGUCGUUGUCAUCCUGGUCGUUGCUACCCAUGUUCCAAUACAGUAGAGUUAACCUGCAAUUGUAAAAUGGCAAGGAUAACAGUUCCGUGUGGAAGAGAAAAGAUCACCAAACCUCCAAGAUGUCACCAAAAGUGUAGGAGACCACCAUUAUGCCACCAUCCUGCCACAAUACCACAUGCUUGCCACUUUGGGGAAUGUCCACCUUGCAGACUUCAAUGUUUAAAGAAGUUGUCUCCAUGUUCUCACCCUUGUCCUAUGAUGUGCCACUCAGCAGUCAAGGUCAAGAUUAAAGAAAAUUUAAAUGUUGCUGGACCUUGGGAAGGAAGACCAACAAUCAGAGAGGAAAUUCAAGACAAACCUUGUCCACCCUGUAAAGUACCUAUAGCUAUACAAUGUUUGGGAUUACAUGAGACUGGUACCUUUGCAUGUUCCGAGGUUAGACCCUACAGUUGUGGUAGGCCAUGUGACCGUCUGCUGGCCUGUGCUAAUCAUACAUGUCAAUUACCCUGUCACCAAGUUACUGGAGCAAAGGAGAAUGGAAAGGCUGGUGACAAUUGCAGUCCGUGUGAAGAGGGAUGUGACAAGCCCCGCCCAGAUGGGUGUACCCACAAGUGUCCACUACUCAAGUGUCAUCCCGGUGAUUGUCCCCCUUGUACACAGAUGAUCCGCAUGAGGUGUCAUUGUCAGAUAAUGGUUCAACACUUAGAUUGCAAUAAAUUGACUAACUCUGACAAGAAUACUAAAAAUACCCUGAGGUCAUGUGGAGGACAGUGUCCGAAAAAGCUAUCAUGUGGACAUGUUUGUAGUUCUAAUUGUCAUGCUGGUCCUUGUCCUAUGGAGAAGAAAUGUACCAAAAAGACCACACGGAAAUGUGCAUGUAAACGUAUUAAAAAGGAAGUAGUUUGUAAAGACGUGACAAGCAAAGUGCUAGAUUGUGAUGAGAAAUGCAAAGAAGAACAGGAGAAAAAGAAAGAGGAAGAAGAAGUAAAGAAGAAAUUACUCAACGAAGAAGAAAUUAAACAGCAACAAGCCAAAGUGGAAGAAUUUGAGAAGAAGAUGGGGAAAGGGAGAAAAAGAAGAAAGAAGAUCGACGAAGAGGAGGAAGAGAAAAUAAGUUUUAUACAGCAACACAAAAAACUUAUAAUAAUGUCACUUACUGUGGCUGUUUUAGCAAUAUUUGCUUAUAGUUUAUUGUUACAGUGAUUUUUGUUAUUUGUUAUGGGAACUUCAAAGCUAUUAAAAUUUGGUAAGGUUUUUACAGUCUAUGGUUUAUUAAGUUUUGAAUAUUAAUUUGUCUUAUUUGUUGUCUCAUUGGGUUGCUUUCUGAUCAAUUUACUGUGGAUUCACUAGAAAAAUUCAAAUGUUCAUUGAUUAUUUUUGAGUAUGUGAAACACAAACUCAAAUAUUAAUCAAACAUGUCAAACUACAAAUUAUCUAUACCAGUAAGCUUUUAUGAGGGUGGUGGUGGGGGUUUACAGAAUAGAGAGUAAUGGGCAAAAAAUAUAAAUGAUAGAGAAUAAUGAGGUGUUGAAAUAUAAAGAAGAGACAAAAAUGCCCUAGCAAAUUCAAGAAAACAGAAAUGGUGGACCCUCCAUACAGAUUUUUGCAAAACCAUGGAAUCAAUUAUCUACAGAUUUUCCUGAUUCCCAGGCCCGUAGCCAGGAUUUUCCAAAGGGGGGUUUGUUGGACUCACAAACUCGACUUUAACAGUCGCAAUUCGAACAGAACGUUGACUUUAACAGUGCUUAUUUGUUUUCAAGGGGGGUUUCGUCCGAACCCCCCCUGGCUAAGGGUAUGAUUCCAUGUAAACUUGUAUCCCAAAAACAUAAGGAAUUCACAUUCAACCCCUCAUCUCCUUUAUUCCUAGUGAUAGUAGAAACAAUCAAAGGUUAACGAAUUCCCAUCUUAUUUAACUGAAUAUUUAUCCAGAACAAUAGAAUUGUAGAUGAAGGGCGUUGUCAGUUUAUUUUCUUAUCUAUGAGCUUGACUCUCCCUCUGGUAUCUUACGUCCCUCUUUUGCAAGGGAGAUGGGGGAAUCAGUAUAACCAUUGUUUACUGUCUCUUGAAAGCAUAGCAAUUGUUACCAUUCGUCUUUCAAAUGAUGGAAUAAAUAUUGAAAGGAUGACUGAUAAACCUGAUUGAUCAAAUAUCUGUCCAUACAGCUAAUGUAAAUCUCUAAAACCAGCAGACGUCAAUUUUGUAAACAAAUAUUAAUAAAAACUAAAUAAAUUAGGAAACUCUUAUUAUAAAGUUACUAUAAACUUGUCAGACAUUUUGCAAUGUUUUUUGUUAGUGGAACAAUUUAAGGUAAUAGUACUUGAAAAAUAUUACCUCACAUUUUCAAAAUAAUUAUUCUUGCAAUUAUGUCCAUUGCAUUUCAAUCUAAAUAAUGAAUAUUUGUAAUAAUUUUUUUAAUGAAUGAAAAGAAAUUGUCAGUAUAUAUAUCUACACAAGAUUGAGAUUUUCCGGUGCUUUUGUUUGAUGUCUUUCAAUAUUCAAUGUAUGUCUAUUUAUUAAUAAUUUUAAUAUUACCUCAAACAAAAUGAUGAUGUUAUUUGUAAUGAUGUAUAACUUACCUUAACAUUGAUGUAAUAUAGUUUGUACCAAUAGAUUACGUAUCAUGCCUUAGUGUAUCAUGUGUCACAGACUUCAGUCUAUGUCUUAAUGAUAUUUAAUUUACUCUGUUAAGUGAUAUGUUUUUUUCAGUUGAUUUUUUUUUUUCAAGGGUUCAACAUAUUUUUUCCACACACAAAAUUGAUCUUUUUAAGGAAAAUCAGUAUUUAGAACCAAAAAAACACAAGACAAAAUAAAACCUAAUGAACAUCACAAGUUUAUUGUGUAAACUUUGUGCAUGCAAAAUCCCUCUAGUAAUAUUCUCUCUUCUCAUCUAGAAAAACCAAAGAAUAUUAAAAAAAAAUCAGCUUGCCUUGACAAUAGCAUUAACCCAAGCUCUUUUUAAUUAUGGAAAUAUAUUUUGUGAUAUUUUAUUAAAGUUUGUAAAUUAUGAUUUGGUUAAUUAUUUAUUAUGUAGAACAUAUUUUUGACAGAAUAAAUAAAGGUUUAUGUUUAUGUG